UGUUCCGGGAUGCAUGUUGCGGCUUUUCGCGAUCCUCUCCUCCGUGGCGUCGGAUUUCAGUGCGCUGGGCCGUGAGACUGCUCUGAGCGGCUGCGAGAUGCUGGACGAUGCCGUCAGAAGCUUGACGCCAGCCUCUGCUUUUCUCCCCAAAUCCCUCGCUGGCCGCACGGCGUUGCAACUCGCAUCCUGCCCAGCGCCGAGCCACUACGCCGCAACCUGGUGUUGCAGGGCUCCACCCGCACAUGCCGCUUCCGGCCCUUCUAUUUCGAGACCAACUGCUUUUCUAAUUCGGGCCCACUUGGCCUCCACUUAACCUUAAUCCACACCUCAAAC
Molecule: messenger RNA, 333 nt
Organism: Mytilinidion resinicola
Lineage: Eukaryota; Fungi; Ascomycota; Dothideomycetes; Mytilinidiales; Mytilinidiaceae
Exons: 1
Coding region: 14-313 (99 amino acids)
Source: RefSeq, a predicted model, not a curated record